AUGGCAUCUGCAGCAGCAAACCAACGUAGCCGGAAAAAUGUUAAAAAAGGAGUUCAAUUUACUAUAAUGAUUGUUGGUGCAAGUGGCACAGGAAGAACAACAUUUAUUAAUACUCUUUGUAAUGAAAAUAUUAUGGAGCAUAAAGAAGUAGAUGAUCCAGCAAAUGCACAUCUUGAAGAUGAGAUUUCAAUUCAUCCGGUAACAGUAGAUCUUGAAGAAGAUGGAACACGUAUUUCCUUAACAAUUGUGGAUUGUCCUUCAUUUGGAGAUAGUGUUAAUAAUGAGAUGCAUUUUCGAGAGAUUUUAGCUUACCUUGAGCGACAAUAUGAUAAUAUAUUGGCAGAAGAAUCAAGGAUUAAACGCAAUCCACGUUUUCGAGAUAACAGAGUGCACGUCUUACUAUAUUUUAUUGUACCAACGGGACAUGGACUUCGUGAAAUCGAUAUUGAAUUAAUGCGUCGUUUAUCUCCAAGAGUAAAUGUUAUUCCAGUAAUUGGCAAGGCAGACACACUUACAUUGGCGGAAUUGCAAGAAAAUAAAAAAUUAAUCAUGGAAGACAUAGAUCAUUAUAAUAUCCCUAUUUACAAUUUCCCUUAUGAUGUUGAAGAAGACGACGAAGAGACUGUUGAAGAAAACGCAGAAUUGCGUAGCAUGAUGCCAUUUGCUAUUGUAGGAAGCGAAGAUAUCAUUGAAUAUAAUGGACGACGUGUAAGAGCACGGCAAUAUCCAUGGGGGAUUGUCGAAGUUGAGAAUCCGGCUCAUUCCGACUUCUUGGUAGUAAAAUCAGUACUUUUGCGCACACAUCUAUGUGAUUUAAAGGAAAUCACUCACGAUUUUUUAUAUGAAAACUAUCGUACCGAAAAAUUAAGUAAAUCCGCUGAUGUCUCUGCUGAUAUAUCGAUUCGUCGAGAAGAUCUUGCAACCCAAUCCGUACGUUUAAAAGAAGAGCAAUUACGCCGUGAGGAAGAAAAACUCCGUGAAAUAGAGCUCAAAGUUCAACGAGAAAUCAGCGAAAAACGCCAGCAACUUCUUGCCAAAGAAGAAGCCCUUCGCAGUCUUGAAGCACGUCUUGCAGUUUCUUCUCAAAACGCUGCUCCAGACUCAUAA
Molecule: messenger RNA, 1107 nt
Organism: Pneumocystis jirovecii RU7
Lineage: Eukaryota; Fungi; Ascomycota; Pneumocystomycetes; Pneumocystales; Pneumocystaceae
Exons: 6
Coding region: 1-1107 (368 amino acids)
Biological process (GO): cytoskeleton-dependent cytokinesis
Cellular component (GO): cytosol; septin ring; cell division site
Molecular function (GO): molecular adaptor activity; GTP binding; GTPase activity
Source: RefSeq, a predicted model, not a curated record